AUGGUACGCGGGGGUACGAGUGCGAUAGACAUUCCAUGUCAAGAAACAGGAGAUCUUGAUGGUUCUUUUAUUGGAUCUCCAACAUCAUAUGUGAAUAUAGCACACGUUCCACAGGCUGAAGAUAUUCGUACGAUAAUGCGUAGGGAUUCUGAGGUUAGUAGUGCACAAGUUUCAUUAUUGUAA
This is a messenger RNA of Haemonchus placei, 183 nucleotides long. The record is from the annotation of a GenBank genome assembly. Lineage: Eukaryota; Metazoa; Nematoda; Chromadorea; Rhabditida; Trichostrongylidae.